This is a messenger RNA of Melitaea cinxia (Glanville fritillary), 11961 nucleotides long. RefSeq names its product dynein axonemal heavy chain 7 (gene Dhc36C). Bases 1 to 11961 code for a protein of 3986 amino acids. The record is from RefSeq and is a predicted model, not a curated record. The transcript has 75 exons. NCBI's taxonomy places the organism in Eukaryota, Metazoa, Arthropoda, Insecta, Lepidoptera, Nymphalidae. Gene Ontology annotation, biological process: microtubule-based movement. Gene Ontology annotation, molecular function: dynein intermediate chain binding; ATP binding; dynein light intermediate chain binding. Gene Ontology annotation, cellular component: dynein complex.
AUGCAAGGAAAUAGACCGACUCGUAAAAAGAGUCAACCGGGUCCUUCUUCAGAUGUGAAGUUACCUAAAAUUCCUAGGAUCAAAAUGCCUGAGGAUUUUAAGAUAAGGACACAACCCUUAUUUUCACUUCCGGAAGAAAUACUGAAAUUACCUCCUCCUACAAAGAAGGCUGCAAAGUUCCAAUCUUCAAAGUCAGUUCCAAGAAGAAAGUCGAGCGUUAUGCAGAGUUUCACAGCUAUGAGAAAAGCUAGGGAGGAAUUCAGAGCGAAGCUGAUGAGGCUGAUUUGUCAAUCAGCUCCAGGUGAAGAUGGGGAUGCAAUACCAUCAGGAGAUGAGAAAAAUAUGUUACGAUACUACUAUUAUUUGCGUUAUGGUAUAGAUACCAUACACGUAGCUCCACUGGAUAAUAAAAUGAUUUUACGAGUUCAUAAUUUAAUAUCUCCAAAACUGAGAAAGUGGAGAGAGUGUUUAUUGACAAGCACUGAUGAAAUGCGUGAAGACUUUAUGAUGAGCAUGAAGAAAGCGAUCGUUGACUUUGUUCUCAAGGAUCCUAAUACGGAAGAGUCUCUAGAAGAAGAAGAUACCCCUCUAAAAAGAGAACUUGCUAUGAAAGAUGAUGCUUGGAGAAAUAGAUACGCGUUAGCUAAAAAAUAUCUGAAUAAAAAUUUACACAGCGUUAAUCCGUGCAUAUCGCAAGUCUUACAGAUCUGGUGGAAACAGUAUAAUAAUCUACGAUUGAUCAGCAUGAAGGAUAUUAUGACGACGCACGAGGCUUAUGAACUUCAGGAUUUCUGUUUCGUAUGCAAGCGACAUAUAGACACCGCCGGAAACGUGCUCACGCUACAGUGGCUUCCUACACUACAAGCAGUAUUCCUCCAAGGAAGUAAAAAGAAGCAAAUACCAGAACCGAAGCAGGUUUUGAAAAUGAAGCGGUUCUACAAUUGUUUGGCUUGUAUUAUGACAUAUAAUCUGCAGACCCUAUGUUUGGAGUCUAUGCGAGAGUUUACAGAAUACAUCCUUGAUGUUGGGGGUAUGAAUCAAGGAUUCGUUAUCAAUUUGGCUUUUAAAGAUGACGCGAUAGGAUUUGAACCAACUUUUAAGCAAUUUCGUGAUCAGCUCUGUUUGUUGUAUGAUUUUAUAAUUGACGCCUGUCGCCAAUCACCGCGUUUGGAAACUUUACUGUAUCAAGAUUUUGUAAUUACAAACAGAGCUACUCUACGGCCGAUAAUUGACAACGAACUUGUCGAUGAUUAUAAGAAAAAAAUUGCUGAUAUGAUAAACGAUCAAAGAAUCGGACCAGAACUUCGGGUACAAGAUUUUGAUAAUUACAUAUGUCUACUUAAUGGAGAGUCACAAAGAGAAGUUGAGAAUUUUAUUGACUCACAACCUGAGAAAACGUUUGAAGAGUUUUGCGAAGAAGCAGUUAAAUACGUUUGUGUGGCAAAGGAGAUUCCUUCGAAACUGGAAGGGACGAUAACAAUAGGCAUGUUUCAAAUGCAGAGGGGAGACCUUAUCAAUUCAUUGCGCGGUGCCGCUACUCGGCUCGCUAAUACUUUGCUGAGAAGAAUGACGGAGGAUUAUCAGAAUAUGAUUAAAUCAAUAUAUGAUGAAUAUUCAAAUAUAGCAAACACGCUUUUAACUCCGCCACAAGACACGGCGGCUCUCAUGCAGCUCAUCGACUACUGUAAGAAGGUCGAGGCGGUACUCCUCGACGAAAUGGAGGACAAGUUACGGAAUGUCAUGAGAUAUAUAAUAUUUUUGAGCGACUACACGGUUUUCACACCGCUGGAAAUGAAGGCUAAUAACCAAUCGUUUCAUUGGUAUGCUCGUAUGCCAGGUGUAAUAGAGGAAUGCAAAGUAAUAUGUGAUCAAAAGAAAAUUGAGUAUCAAGAAUUAUUGCAAGUGCGCAUAGCUAAAUUCAUCGAGGACCUAGAUAUUUAUGAGGCUCAAUGUAAUGAACUGCAGUACUGGGGAGAUAUCAACGAACUCUCGAAAUACGUAACACGUGCGCGUCGUUUAGAUGAAAAGCUUGCAAAUGCAUUAGUCAAAAUAGAUCAAUUUAAUGAAGAAGAGACUUCCUUUGGGUGGGAAUUGUCUCAGUAUCCUAAAAGAAAAGCAGUUUAUGAUAGACUCGUUCCCUUUAAAAAGUUAUACGAUGCUGGAUAUGAUUUCUUAGAAAAACAUAAAACUUGGAUGACGUCUAAGGUUGGUAGUUUUGACCCAGAAGACAUAGAAGGUGAUGUGAGUUAUUAUUAUAAGAUUGUUUACAAACUGGAAAAAUCUUUUCAAGAUGUACCCGAUACUUAUCAACUUGCGCAAUCAGUUCGAGAAAAAAUGGAGGAGUUCAAAACACACAUGCCAAUUAUUCAAACCUUAGGAAAUCCUGGAAUGAAACCAAGACAUUGGGAGAAAGUAUCAGAAAUCGUCGGCUUUCCUAUAGUUGUGGACGAUGAAUUGUCAUUAGAGAAAGUUAUUGAUUUUAAUUUGGUCGAUUAUAUAGAAAAGUUUGAGAAUAUAUCUGAAGCAGCUACAAAAGAAAAUAACCUAGAAAAAGCUCUCGAUAAGAUGAUUAAAGAAUGGGCGGAACUGAAAUUCGACAUUUUGCUUUACAAAGAUACUGGGACUUACAUUUUAUCAAGCGUUGAUGAAAUUCAACUGUUACUAGAUGAUCAUAUUGUAAAAACUCAGACAAUGAAAAAUUCACCUUAUAUUAAACCUUUCGAGGAAAUUAUUGUUGAUUGGGAAGGUAAGCUGAUACUAUUACAAGAAAUUUUAGACGAGUGGCUCAAAGUUCAAGCAACGUGGAUGUAUCUAGAGCCAAUAUUUUCCUCUCCCGAUAUUCAGCAACAAAUUCCAGAAGAAGGUCGAAGAUUUAGUGCUGUUGACAAGAUGUGGCGGGAAAUUAUGAAAGCGGCAUAUAGUGAACCGAGAGUGUUAGACGUUAUCACGAUUGAGAAGAUGUUGGACCGACUCCGCAAAUCAAACAACCUACUAGAGAUGGUGCAGCGAGGACUGAACGCGUAUCUUGAAAAGAAACGUCUUUACUUCCCGCGCUUCUUCUUCUUGUCUAACGAUGAACUGCUCGAAAUACUUUCAGAAACAAAAGAUCCUAUGCGCGUACAACCUCAUCUCAAGAAAUGUUUUGAGGGAAUCGCAAAACUUAAUUUCACAGAGGAUUUAGUAGUGACUCAUAUGAAGUCGUCAGAAGGAGAAGUUGUAGAGCUCACGAUUACCAUUAAUACAGCAGCCGCCAGGGGACAAGUGGAGAAAUGGUUACUAGAGCUUGAAAAAGCUAUGAAGGCUUCCGUUCACCACGUAGUGGCGCUUUCUUACGAUGACUACUUGCAACGACCUCGGGAACAGUGGGUACUCAUCUGGCCCGGCCAGGCGGUACAAUGCAUAGCGAUGACGUUUUGGACGUCAGAAGUAACGGAAGCAAUUCAUAUCAGUAUUUCAGCCAUGAGAGCCUACUGGGACAAGUGCAACUACCAAAUAUCAAAAAUUGUAGACUUAGUGAGGGGAGAACUUAGUUUGCAAAAUCGAAUAACACUUGGUGCACUUGUUGUACUGGAUGUACAUGCUAGAGAUGUGCUCAUGGAACUGAUUGAGCUCAACGUGCAGCUCGAUAACGACUUUAAUUGGCUUUCGCAAAUUAGGUAUUAUUGGGAGGUAAAAGAGGACAACAGCAUGCAGAUUGCAACUCGUAUGAUCAAUUCACAACUGAUGUACGGAUAUGAAUAUCUGGGUAAUACUGGGAGAUUGGUGGUAACUCCUCUCACUGACAGGUGCUUUAGAACGCUUUUUGGAGCAUUGCAUCUGAAUUUAGGUGGUGCUCCUGAAGGUCCAGCUGGCACUGGUAAAACAGAAACGACUAAAGACUUAGCGAAGGCCGUCGCUAAGCAGUGCGUUGUGUUCAACUGCUCUGAUGGCCUUGAUUAUCUUGCGCUUGGAAAGUUCUUUAAGGGACUAGCGUCAUGUGGAGCGUGGUCAUGCUUCGAUGAGUUCAACCGCAUCGACCUCGAGGUGUUGUCAGUAGUCGCACAGCAGAUCCUCUCCAUACAGCGCGGUAUUAAUUCUGGAGCAACGGAACUACUGUUCGAAGGGACCUUGCUGCACCUCGACAAGUCUUGCGCCGUCUUCAUCACCAUGAACCCUGGUUAUGCUGGCAGAUCUGAGCUACCUGAUAAUUUAAAGGCGCUAUUCCGAUCAGUAGCGAUGAUGGUACCCGACUACGUGCUCAUAUCCGAGAUCGAGCUGUACGCGUUCGGCUACUUGAACGCCAAACCGCUCGCUGUCAAGAUCGUCGCCACUUAUAAACUGUGUUCAGAACAGCUGUCCUCACAGAGCCAUUACGACUAUGGGAUGCGCGCCGUGAAGUCAGUGCUGCGCGCGGCGGGCGCGCUCAAGCUGCGCUACCCGGACGAGGUGGAGGACGUCAUUCUGCUGCGCUCCAUCAAAGACGUCAACCUGCCCAAGUUUCUCGAGCACGAUGUUCCGCUCUUCAUGGGCAUCAUUGGAGAUUUGUUCCCCGGACUGCCCUUGCCUCAACCGGGUCUACCACAUUUGGUUGCAUGUUUAAAAGAAGUUUGUGUGCCACUUAAUCUUCAAGCUAAUGACUUCUUUAUUGAAAAGGUUCUUCAAUUGUACGAGAUGAUUUUAGUACGACAUGGACUAAUGUUGGUCGGUUUUCCAUUUUCUGGUAAGACUAAAUGUUACCACGCACUUGGACAUGCUCUUGGAUUAGUCUCUGAAAAGGGCCUCAUGGAAGAGAAUGCUGUAGAGUGGACUGUAAUAAAUCCUAAAUCUAUAACAAUGGGUCAACUCUAUGGACAGUUUGAUCCGGUAUCCCACGAGUGGUCUGAUGGGAUUCUUGCUGUCAGCUAUAGGGCUUUUGCAGUGUCGUCUAAUAAUAAUAGAAAGUGGCUAGUUUUUGAUGGCCCGGUAGACGCAAUCUGGAUAGAGAAUCUGAAUACAGUUUUAGACGAUAACAAGAAGUUGUGUUUAAUGAGCGGCGAGAUCAUUCAGCUGGCGCCUACUACAAACCUCAUAUUUGAACCAAUGGAUCUUGAAGCUGCUUCGCCAGCUACGGUAUCACGUUGUGGCAUGAUCUACAUGGAGCCGAAGGGUCUCGGUUGGAAGUGUCUGCUGGAGUCGUGGCUGAACACUCUACCGCCCACUCUGCACGGCUUCAACCGCAAUUACAUUCGCACGCUGUUCAAUCGAUUUAUGUCGCCUUUGCUUUGGCUUGUCGAACUCUCUGGAAAAGUUAAGCAAAUGUAUGUAACGUCGCGCACUAAUCUAGUAAAGGCGUGUAUGAACCUCUUUGACUGUUUCAUGGAUGACUAUAAUGACGAGAAGUAUGUUGAGCAACUCUCUGAUCUCGACAUCAGAGCUCAACUUGAGGGAGUGUUUUUCUUUUCGUGCAUUUGGUCAAUUGGAGCUACUUUAGAGAGUGAUGGUCGUCCUAAAUUUGAUCUUAUGUUCCGUGGUCUACUUGAAAAAGAAUUCCCUGAAAAGGUCAUAGAGGUUUUAGGCUACCCAAAAGAGAUCGCGAAGCCUGAUAAACAGUACAUAUUUACAAUACCAAAAGACGGAUCUGUUUACGAUUAUCGAUUCAUAAAAGAAGGUAAAGGCAAAUGGAAACCGUGGCAUGAUGACGUAGUAGCAGCGCCUCCUAUUAGUCGCGAUACUCCACCUAAUCAAAUACUGGUGACGACUUUAGACAGUGUGAGGUACUUGGCGUUGUUUAAACUCCUGGUGACACACCACAAGGCAGUGAUGAUGGUCGGUCCUACUGGAACUGGGAAAUCAUCUUAUAUCAUUGAUUUCUUAGUAAAAAGAGUUGAUACUAAGAUAUACAAAGCUCUGAUAAUGGCGUUUUCCGCUCAAACGAAUUGUAAUCAAACUCAGGACAUCAUAAUGGGAAAAUUGGAUAAAAGAAGAAAAGGUGUUUUUGGUCCCCCGAUCGGUUGCCACUGUGUGGUGUUUGUGGACGAUGUGAGUAUGCCUCAAGCUGAGACGUAUGGAGCCCAGCCACCGAUAGAAGUACUGCGACAAGGGAUUGAUCUCGGAUUGUGGUACGACCGCAAGACCAAUAUUGCGAUGCAUCUAAUUGAUGUGCAAUUUAUGUGUGCCAUGGGCAAACCCAUGCCUGGGGCUAAGCUCGUAACACCAAGAUUUUCAAGGCACUUCUCAUUCUUCUGCAUCGAUGAGUUUGAUGAUGAAACUCUUAAAGUUAUUUUUGGGAGAAUUAUGCUUUGGCAUUUAGAUACAAGAGGUUUCUCGAAAGAAUUUGAUCCGUGUAUAGAGGAAAUAGUGUCAGCGACGUUAGAAGUGUACAAGCAGUGUCGCUUAAACUUAUUGCCGACACCAUCUAAAUCUCAUUACACUUUUAACUUACGAGAUUUCUCUAAAGUCAUAUUGGGUGUGCUAUUAUCAGUACCAGAGGUAACGCCAGAUCUUCAGUCAAUUAAAAGACUAUGGGUACAUGAAUGUCUUCGAGUGUUUUCGGAUCGCUUGACGGAAGACGCAGACCGACAUUGGCUUGUGAAAUGUUUGCGAGAAGCCACUUAUCUACAUUUGAACGAUGAGUUUGACAAGUUACUCUCGAGACUGCUUGAAGGACCUGAUGAUACUAUUACUGAUUUACACUUACGUAACCUAAUAUAUUGUGACUUUGCCAAUCCAAAAGUAGAUACGCGUUUCUACAUGGAAACCACCAAUAUGGAGCAUUUGAAUUCGACUGUUGAAGCGUACCUUGUGGAGUUCAACAACAUGUCUAAGAAACCAAUGAAUCUUGUGUUAUUUAGGUUUGCAAUCGAGCACGUGUCGCGCGUGUGCCGCGUUCUGACGCAGCCGCGCUCGCACGCGCUGCUGGUGGGGCUCGGCGGCUCGGGCCGGCAGUCGCUCACGCGCCUCGCCGCGCACAUCAACGAGUACGACCUCUUCCAGGUUGAAAUGAGUCGAACCUAUGGUAAGACCGAAUGGCGUGAAGAUUUGAAGACCUUAUUGAGAAAAUCUAGUACCCCUGAUUUACACAUGGUAUUCUUAUUCAUCGAGUCACAAAUCAAAGAAGAAGGAUUCUUAGAAGAUGUCAAUAACAUGUUAAAUUCAGGAGAAGUCCCGAACAUUUUCGUUGCAGAUGAAAAAGCCGAGCUUUGCGAAAAAAUGCGAGUGAUAGACCGUCAACGCGACAAAUCACUCCAAACGGACGGCAGCCCGACGGCCCUUUACGCGUACUUCGUGUCGAUCGUGCGCGACCAGCUGCACAUCGUGCUGGCGAUGUCGCCGGCCGGCACGUCGCUGCGCACGCGCAUACGGAAGUUCCCCUCGCUUGUCAACUGCUGCACCAUUGACUGGUUUCAGGAAUGGCCACCAGAUGCAUUACUUGCAGUCGCUACCCGAUUUUUAAAGGAUGUUGAGUUAACAGAACUUGAACGAGAUACCGCCAUUAAACUUUGUCAAAUGUUCCACACGGACACUCAAGAACUAACAAAACAGUUCCUGCUGCGAUUGAAGCGUUACAAUUACGUCACACCUACGGCUUAUCUAGAGUUAAUUAAUAUGUUUAAGUCAUUAUUGGGAAAGAAGCGAACAGAGUUGCUUACCGGUGAAAAACGUUAUAUAACUGGACUCGAUCAGCUUGCAAUAGCUGCUAAGUCUGUAGCAGCUCUACAAGAAGCUUUAGAAGUCCUGCAACCGAAGUUAGCAGCUGGCGCUGCUGCGGUUGCAGAGACUACUGCUAAGGUGGAGAAAGAAAAGGAAGGAGUUGCUUUGGUAGAAGCUGAAGUACUGGUUGAUCAAGCAGCGGCUGAAGAGCAGGCUAAAGAAGCUCAAGGCAUCAAGGAUGAGUGUGACGCUGAUCUAGCAGAAGCAAUGCCAAUUCUAAAUGCUGCUUUAGCUGCGCUGGAUACUCUCACGCCACAAGAUAUUACCUUCAUCAAGACUAUGAAGAGUCCUCCGAGAGGGAUUAAGCUUGUUAUGGAAGCGAUUUGUAUUUUAAAGGAAGUUAAGCCGGACAAAGUUCCCAAUCCAUCCGGUGUUGGAACAAUUGAAGAUUAUUGGGGACCGUCAAAAAAGCUGUUAAACGAUAUAAAGUUCCUAGAGUCGUUGCAAAACUACGACAAAGAUAACAUCCCACCGGCUGUCAUGAAGAAACUGAUGACCACUGUUAUGCAAGAUGACGGAUUUGUUCCUGAAAAAAUCAGAGCUGUGUCGGUUGCUGCUGAGGGUAUGUGCAAGUGGGUAAUAGCGAUGACGAAAUAUGACAAAGUGGCGAAAGUUGUAGCACCGAAAAAGCAAAGGUUAGCGGCCGCGCAAGCUGUCUACGAUAAGGCCAUGGCCGCCCUCGCUGUCAAGCAGGCGCAACUGAAAGAGGUUCAACAAAAAUUAGCGAAGUUGGAAGAAGCGUUAUCUGAACAGAACCGUCAGCAGAAACUCCUUGACAAUGAGGUUAUGGACUGCAGUAACAAAUUGAAGAGGGCAGAGAUGCUUAUUUCAGGCUUGGGAGGAGAGAAAACUCGCUGGACUAGCAUCGCUAAGACAUUACGUGAAACCUACAAUUCACUCACUGGUGACAUCCUAAUCGCAGCUGGUAUUAUAGCGUAUCUAGGACCAUUCACGGCCGCUUUCCGAAAUGAACAAGUAAAGAAGUGGGCUCAUGCGUGUCACGACUGUGGUAUCGUGUGCAGUCUAAACUACAGCCUCAUCAAGUCGUUAGGAGAGCCCGUCACCAUCCAGCAGUGGAAUAUUGACGGACUGCCGGCUGAUGACUUUAGCGUCGAAAGCGCCAUUAUUAUCAUGACAGCGCGUCGAUGGCCUUUAAUGAUAGAUCCUCAGGGACAGGCAAAUCGUUGGAUUAAAAAUAUGGAGAAGCCUAACAAUCUGAGUGUGGUGCGCAUGACCCAGGCCGAUCUCAGUCGUAUCUUGGAAAACGCCGUGCAAUUUGGACAACCAGUGCUACUGGAGAACGUUCUGGAAGAAUUAGAUCCAAUGUUGGAACCAUUGUUACAGCAACAGACGUUUAAACAAGGUGGAGCACUUUGCAUAAAAAUUGGAGACACAAUCGUUGAGUACAGUAAAGAUUUCAAGUUGUAUAUAAGCACAAAACUAGCAAAUCCACACUACUUGCCGGAAGUUGGAGUUCGUGUCACAUUGGUUAACUUUAUGUUAGCCAAGGAUGGCUUACAAGCACAAUUGCUAGCUAGGGUGGUUGCCCGUGAGAGACCAGACUUACAGCAAGCUAAGGCGGACCUUACCACACAAGGCGCUGAGCAUCGUCGUCUACUCCAGGACAUUGAAAAGAAAAUACUCAAUGUUCUGUCAACUUCUGAACAUUUGUUAGAGGAUGAAGAGGCUGUUCAGAUAUUAAAUUCGGCUAAAGACAUGGCAAAUGAGAUAAAAGAAAAACAAGAAGUGGCGAUGACAACCGAGAAAGCUAUUGAUGAAGCGAGAGACGAUUACGUACCAAUUGCCGUUCAUUCGACUAACUUAUUCUUCUUAAUUGCUUCAUUGGCAAAUAUUGAUCCCAUGUAUCAGUAUUCUUUGGGCUGGUUUGAAGGUUUGUUUACCGCGUCUAUUGAUAACACUGAAAAGGUUGAGGAAAUUCCUGAGAGACUGGCUAUCUUGCGAGCACACUUCACAUAUUCUUUGUACGCAAACAUCUGCAGAAGUCUUUUUGAAAAGGAUAAACUGGUGUUUUCGCUGCUCCUCACCAUAACAAUAUUGGUAGCAGAAGGUCAACUUCAGCAGGCAAAUGUUAUGUUUCUCCUGGCAGGCGCUCAACCAAGAAACGUGCCACCCAACCCCGUCUCUUUCCUCAGCCCUCAGGCCUGGGCAGAGUUAAAUGGGCUUAAUGAAUUUGACAAAUUUCAAGGAAUAGUCAAACAUUUUAUUGAACACCAGAACCAAUGGGAGGCUUUCUGUGACACCCCAGAUCCCCAGAACCAACCCUUGCCAGCGCCCUGGAACAAGAAUCUCGACAUGUUUGAGAAAAUGAUGGUACUGCGUUGUAUGCGCCUGGAUAUGAUGGUUCCCGCUGUACAAAAUUUUGUUGAAGUGCAAAUGGGCCGUCAGUUUGUGGAGCCUCCACUAUUUGAUUUGGCAUCAUCUUACGCGGACUCCCAUUGCUGUAUCCCAUUGUUGUUCGUUUUAACACCAGGGUCUGAUCCUAUGGGUACCUUACUAAAGUUUGCUGACGAUCAGGGUUUUGGGUCUUCUCGUUUGUUUUCUCUGUCUCUUGGACAAGGGCAAGGUCCAAUAGCAGUGAAGUUAAUCGAUGAAGGUGUUAGAAGUGGCACUUGGGUUGUUUUACAAAACUGUCACUUGGCUAAGAGUUGGAUGCCAAUGCUGGAAAAGAUAUGUGAAGGUCUAACUUCAGACUCUACGCACCCGGAUUUUAGAUUGUGGUUGACUUCCUAUCCGGCAGAUCAUUUUCCCGUGUAUGUACUCCAGAAUGGAGUGAAGAUGACUAAUGAGCCACCUCAAGGUUUACGAGCAAACAUAGCCCGGUCGUACCAAAGCGAUCCGAUAAACGACUUGGAGUGGUUCGAGGGCAACAAGCAGACGGAGACGUUCAAGAAGCUCCUGUUCGCGCUGUGUUUCUUCCACGCGGUGGUGCAGGAGCGGCGCCAGUUCGGGCCGCUCGGCUGGAACAUCCGCUACGAGUUCAACGAGACCGACCUGCGCAUCAGCGUCACGCAGCUCUACAUGUUCCUCAACGAGUACGAGGACGUGCAGUUCGUGGCGCUGCGCUACCUGACGGGCGAGUGCAACUACGGCGGCCGCGUGACCGACGACUGGGACCGCCGCUGCCUCAACACCAUCCUCUACAAGUUCUACAACCCACGCGUCAUCGAGGAGGACAAGUACCCUCUCGAUCCCACAGGCACCUACUACAUACCGACACUCCGCGAGCACUCCGAUUUCAUUUCAUUUGCCCGUUCGCUGCCGGUGGCGACUCCGCCGAGCGUGUUUGGCUUCCACUCCAACGCCGACAUCACAAAGCACUUCCGCGAGGCCGAGGAAUUACUCAGCACUGCCGUUCUUACGCAGGAUCGCACGGAUCGUCUGAAAAAACAUUUGGAUACCAUGGCCGCGGGUGGGGUCGGUGUAACCCCAGAGCAACAAGCGAUGGCCAUAGCCGAAGACAUUCUAGCGAGGCUACCCAAGCAGAUCCUCACGGGUCCAUCGCACGAGGGCGACAUAAAACCAGCGGACAUGACUCCGAUGUCCAUCGUUGUGAUACAGGAGGCGGCGCGGUAUGAGCGGCUCGUCUCUGUUGUGAGAACUAGCUCCAGAGCUGUGAUCGGUGCUGUACAAGGUGUAAGCGUUCUCAAUGACAUAACUGAGGAAGUGCUGACGAGUAUGGUUCGCGGCCGCAUCCCAGCGCUGUGGGCUGGCAAAAGUUAUCCUUCGCUCAAGCCUCUUGCCGCAUAUUUCAACGAUCUACUUGCUAGACUCGAGUUCUUACAGCACUGGCACCAGCGCGGGCCGCCGGCGGUGUUCUGGCUGUCGGGCUUCUACUUCCCGCAGGCGUUCCUCACGGCGGCGCAGCAGAGCUACGCGCGCAAGUACCGCAUACCCAUCGACCAGCUCGCCUUCCACUACGAGGUCCAAAGUUCGUUCGAACUGGAGACCCCACCGGAGGAAGGCGUGUACAUCCGCGGUCUGUUCAUGGAGGGCGCGCGCUGGAAUAUGGAGGACUACGUCGUCGACGAGUCGCUUCCCAAAGUGCUCUACGACGACUUCCCGCCGGUGUGGCUGAUCCCCAUGAAGCGCGAGGACAUCCCGGCAGACGCGCGCUACGCCUGCCCGCUGUACAAGACGGGCGAGCGGCGCGGCGUGCUGUCCACCACGGGCCACUCCACCAACUACGUGCUGGCCGUGCGCCUGCCCACCGCGCGCGCGCCCGACCACUGGGUCGUGCGCGGCGCGGCGCUGCUCACUCAGCUGCCCUUCUGA